CACGGAAUUAAAAACAACAGCAAUGGAUUACGGGUAUUUGAAAUUCAAAGCACAAAAUGGAAAAUCUGGCAUAUUUUGGGAACAAGAAAAGAAGAAACCAGAAAGAAAAUUUGGCUAUAAACGUAAAGAUCAGCGAUAUUCAAUUCGAACGAACCCACACAACGUUGUAGAGCUUGAGACAGAGCCAAACAAGGAGGAAGAUGAUGUACAUAAACCUAACUUCAUAGAGAGGAACAGGCAAUUAGCAGCUACUAAAAAUAAAGGAAAGAAACCAACACUACGUCCCCUAAAAAAAUCUCCCACAGAUACAGUGACCUUAACUCAAGAUCAGCUUAAUGCCAUCUUAGCUUCUGUAGGCAAAGUUGCAUCAGGGGAAGAAGACAACUUGCGAAUUUCAUUAGAUUCUAAGAAAAAUUCUAUAACAAUUGAGUCACCAAGGAAGAGUCGAGAUAGUGAUUAUUAUGAUCACAACUCAGCAGAAAGUGGUUAUGAUGAUGAUGAUGAUAAAUACAAUGACAAAAAGGACAAAGUGAAAAAAAGUAAAUCAAAGAACUCAAAGCCAACAGAAGAAGAAACAACGAUAUUUGCACUGCUGAAAGAGUUUAGUCCAGAAACAAAGAAACCUGCCAAGUCAAGUAGGAAGGAAGCGGACAGAAAGAAAGUAGAUGAUGAUGAAAACAAUUAUGAUUCAGAUAGAGAAAAUAUUAAGGAGAAAAGAGGUAGAAAAAAGGAAACAAGCAGAGAAACAAAGCGUGAUACUGAAAAACAGAGUAAAAACAGGGAGAAAAGUAGGGAUAGAGAGAGAAGUAGAAAACGAGAUCGUAGUCACAGCAGAGAUCGUGAUAGGAGACAGAAAAGGAAUGACAGUGACUAUGAAAACGAAAGAAGCAAUAAGGAUAUUUCAAUGGAAAGGAAAAGUAAAAAUCACAGAGACUCGUACGAAAAUAAGAAAAAUAAAUCUAAAGACAAGGAAAUUGAGAAACAUCAGGCCAGCGAGAAUGGCGAGGGUGAUAAGACAGAGGAAACUAUUGAGAAAAAAAUUAUAACUCCAAGGGAGAUAGCAGGUAUUCCCAUGUCAUUACCAUGGAAACACAUGACCUUGGGAGAACGGCGAAGGUUAAUGCUAGCCAGGAUAGAGGCUGAAGCUGCAAUAAAAGAGGCAGAGAAGAAAAAGUAUGAGAUAGAAGAACGUGAAAGGAAAGAACAUGAAGAAAAUGAUAGUGGAAGAAAAAGUCACGACAGGGAAAAGAAACACCGUAGUAGAAAUGAUCGCGACAGUGAUCGGAAAGAAAGGGACAGAAAUAAUCAUCACAAUGAUCAGGAUGAUCAGGAUGAACGCAGAAGUAGAAGGAAGGAAAGGGACAGAGACAGAAACAAUCAUCAUGAUGAUUAUGAUGAUCCUGAUGAUCGUAGCAGUAGAAGGAAAAAGAAAGCAAGUCGAGAGCGAAGACGAUACAGUCCAGAACACCAGGACAGUGAUGAGGAUGAUUACAAUGACCAUAGGAGAAAGGAUACUCGCUCACAUAGACGGAGAGAUAGUCCCACGUCACAGGAAAAGAAACACCGGGAUCGUCGUAAUAGUGACAGAGACAGAACUCCAUCAGAUGAUGAAAACAAGAAUCAAAAGACAAAAGAAAAGUCACCUGAAAGGGCAGAUUCCAAACCUCCCUUAGGUCUGCCUCCAGCACCAAAGACGCUCACCCUGGCCGAAAGGAAAAGACUUCAAUGGGAAAAGGACAGAAUUGAACUUGCAAAGCAGUAUGACCCUUGGGGAAGGCCAGGAGCUGGAGCCCCGAUAAGGACCAAAUCUGGAAAUGUAGCAGCUGACUACAAGACAAGACAGGAGGAGACACUUCGUGCAUCCAUGGAGGAGAUUGAGAAAAAGAAACAGGAACAGAAGGAGGCCCUGAUCCAGGAGAUGGAAAGAGCAGAGCCUAAAGCCACACAACAGAAUGUCCCACAUGCCAUGAGGAGUUCCUUUAUGUUUGGGCAAGCGGCUCCAGAUUCAGAUCAGUUUGAAAACACAAAGGAACUGGAAAGACGAAAGUGGAUAGAAGAAUUAGACAAACAAAAUGAAGAAAAGCGUUUGAGACAGAUGAAUAACAAGGCCAAUAAUAAUGCCAGCGAGGAAACUUGGGCAGACAAGUUCUCGACCAAUCACAAGUCAGCUGGGUUCUCCGAUCAGCUUAGAGAGCCCCCUGCUGGCAAUUCAGACCUCUACUCACCAAGAGACAAAACUCAAGAUGGGGGAAGGGUUAGCAGUGCUCCAACACAUACACAAGACACAGAUGAAAAGACAUAUAUACGAGGCCAGAAUGUGUUCAUAGACCCUGUCACCAAACGGGAAUUAGAGGAAAAGAGGAAACGCUUACUGGAACACCAGCAAGCUGUGAUGGAGCAGGUUCAACAGAAACAGCGAGAAAAGCAGAGAGAAAGGGAGCGGAAAAUGCAGGAAGACAUGGAGGAAGAGAGGAAACUGCAGGCUGAGAGAGACCGCAUACAACGCCAGUUUGAGCAGGAGCAAAAUAAAAUUAAAAUGAAAGAGGUACGAAGACAACAGGAAGUUGACAAGUUAAAAAUGGCCAUGGAUGAAGCCCACGAGUCUGCUCUUCGUGAAAAAAUAUCCCGGCGUCUGCAGCAUCUGGAUGAGGGAGGUCACGAUACGUCACAUCUCAAGGCUACAUUACAAGACAAUCCCCAAAGUGGCCGUUACCUAGCAACUGACAGGGAAUCAUUUCGAGAUUACAACAAAUCUAGGGCAAAAUUAACACCCCGAAAUAAUAAUCCCAGUACUUAUGUCCAGCCAGAGUACAUUCCAGGCUUGAACCUGGAGUUAUCUCCCCGCACAGGGCCAACACACAGAUCACACAGAGAGACCCAGAUCUUGGAUAAUGCACCAUACACAGAAAACAGAGUCCUGACCCCAAGUCAGUUUCGCCAUGGUAACGAGGCCUCACGAGAGUUCGGCACUCAAACUGGUAUGGGACAUUACUCUCCCCUUGUGCCUGAUGAUAAAACAGUCAAUGAUUCUGAUCUAUUUGAGAAGGUCGAAUUUGGUACAAAUACUGAUUUAGGCACAAACAGAGAGCAAAGUGAAGUCCAAAUCAUGUAUAAUGCACAGGGCAAAAGGGUACGGGUAAAAAGUGCUGCAAAGGAAGAUACAAAGAAAUAUCAACGAAAACCGGAACCUCCAGCGGAAAAGAAGUCAAAAUCUAGGUUAAAAGAGGAGAAAUCAAAGGAAAGACCCAAAUGGAAUUUUCAAAAUAAACGACGCAAAAAGCCAGUGAAACAGUCAGAAAAAGAUAUAAAUUUCGAGGAGAAAAGAAAGCAAAGUGAAAUAAGGCGCCUUAAGAGAGAACAGGAAUUGAUGAAUUUAGUGGACAUGAAUCGUGAUCGUAUACCUACAGAGAAACCAAAGGGAGCUAACUCUCGUGGCCACUCACCUGUGUCUGAUCAUGAAGGUCAUAGAUCAAGGAGUAUUGAACGGUUUAAUGCUAAUCGGAGGUCUAAAUCUCAUUCACCCGAAAAUGUCAGUGCACGCCAUCAACAGACAUAUCGGAUGAACUCACCCAACCAGACACAGCGGUCGUCUUCACCCGUACCAAAAGUGGUUGGAAUUGUUGACAGCAAUCACAAUACAGCCAGGGGAAGAUCACCUCCAGUUCCUGCCUUGAGAUACAAAAAAGACAAUGCAUACGACGUACAAAUAGCAGAGAGACAAACUGCUCGUAAGUACACUGACAGAGACCCUUUAGAUGUACCACUGACGGAUGGAGAAUUUGUGCCAUUCUUGAGAACUGUCGAAGUGCUUGACCCUGCCCGUGCAGGCUCCCCUCUCCAAAUAUCAAGGGAAGCUACAGCUGUAAGUAAUGCUCGUAAAGCAUACCUAAAGAGCAUGAAGCCUGGUGAUUACGGUGAAAAGGCUGACCCUUAUGAGGACCGAUUGAAAGUUCCAGGAGAGGAGAAAUCUAAGGACCCCAUUAUGAAUCCUGCCCUAGUCACUGACCGCCCCACACACAGACAGGAUGCUAUUCUUCAACAGCUCUCCUCACUCAAGAUGAAUCUGAUGCAGAAACGGAGGGAGCUAGAGACAUUUUCUCCAACAGACUUUGAAUAGUGGAUGUUUUACUCGGGUCAGACAAGUGUUCUGUGAUAUUAUCAGUGGUAACUGAUCUCUCUAAAAUAAAAUGGGAUCCUGUUGUUAGUUCCUAAGUUACACUUCUAUAUAUAUUGAAAUAAAAACAAAAAUUGUUUGAGUUUUCUGACAAAGCAUUAAGAUAUCCAUAUAGUUUGUAAAUAUUUUGGAUAUUUUCUAACAAAGUUCACAAAUAUGACAUUGUCAGCUAGUGAAAGAAAUGUGAUAUAGGAAUUACGUGUAUUUAGUUAAGGACAUUUCAACUGAACUACAGACAACACUAUCCCACAGACAUUUCUCCAGAAGUUCACGAAGUCAGCUUCUAAAAACAUUGUUGUACAAGACAACUAAACACAUAUCGGUUGUUAUGUAAGUGUAGUAUGGUAUAUAUUGCUACAGAUAAUACUGAUUUAUUGAAGUUUUGUAUUUAUUUUCAUUGAUUUUAUAAGUUUAAUAUGUCAAUGAAUCAAUAAACUGUACAAAAUUUUUACACAAUAAUUGAAGCAUGAGCUGAUUUCUCUUGUACUAUUUAUUCAUGAAAUGAAAUUCAUGUAGUAAUAUUUUGAACGACCACAAAAUUUUUAACCCAUGAAAAUAUACAGAUUUGCAGUAUGUUGAUAUGGACAUUUUCAUUUAUGUCUGGAUGUAUAGUUUAAUUCAUAUAAAGAAUAGUUCCAUUGUUGAUGGCAGGUUUUAACAUGGAAUGUCCAUCUCUGCAUCGUUAGAAUUACUGACAUGAAAUAGUGAAUUACAGUGUGUUGAUAGCAGACAAUGGAUUUCUAGAAAUGUGCUAGCCCAAGGCAUGGAAAUAUUGGCAAGGAAUACACCCCUAAACAAUUUAAUAUAUUUAUUUCAGGAAUUCAUGGAACAAAUUUCUCUUAAUGUAAAUUUUAUCUAUCAUUGGAAGUUGAAUUUUUUUAUUUAGGUUUUUAUGAAAAAAGGAAGCAAUGGAUUGAAAAAGUUAUAUAAUACCCUAGUUAAUUACCUAACAAUUCUCUAAGAAAUUCAUCCCAUCCUCAUAAUGUUUUUUUUUUUUUCUUCUACUAAAGCAAAAUAAUGGGUAAGUGUUCUAAAUAGAAAAUGGCUGCCUGUCUUCCAAACCUCACUACUAAACAUAAUCUGUUCUGUAUAACAAUAAAAUGGCUGUUGGUGCUCAGUACUUUUACAGGUUUAGAUACACCCAAAUUAAUUGUGUAUGUUGAAACACUGUUUAUAAUCAGCAUGAUGCUGAUGUGGCCGAAUUUUGUGUUUGUUGAAACAUGUCAACAUUGACAGACAGGUUACAAUUUUUUCUCCACAUAGAAGGAAUUUUGUCAGACAAAUCCUGUGUAUUUUGUUUGCAGUAGCAUGUGAUUGUGAUUGGUUGUCUAUAAUAUUGCUAUAAUAAUAUAUAUUAUAGUUAAUCAUUAUUUAUUUAUUGUACGUUUGUUUUUUAAGAAUCAGAUCUGUUAUGAUGUUAACAGUUUAAAUAUUUUACCUGUUAUUAUGUAAAAGUAAUCCCAUCAGUUGUCUCGCCUUUUUUACAUCGACAUGGACUUGCAUUAUCCUGGUGCUAUAUGAUAAUCUCUGUACCGUGAUGUUUGGUAGUAAGACAUCUUUACCUGAUGUUUUGAUGACCCAACACUGACUAUACUUUUAUAUUUCUCUAAAUCUUUCAUUAAAUCACACGAUACUUACAUAGUUGUAACUCCAGAGUCAUUAAUUUACUGAUAAUUGAUAAAAACCAGUGGCUUUAAGCACUGUUUGAUACUAUACUUCUACGAUGAAUGAAGAUUACAAAAAUCAGUGUCCUAAACCAUUCCCAGUAACAAGGUUUAGAUAAUAUAAUAAUACCAGAUCUGUGGAAAUUCAUGAGAUAAUCUUUGUUGGUAUUUUGUCAAAGAAUUUGUGCCUGUUAUGUUGUGUUUUGUUUGAAGCCAUUAUUAUAGAAUUUGGUCAGUGUUUUGACAAGAGAGUUAUGUCUGUUAGAGAUAAAAAUUCUGUUAUGCUCGGGAGGUUGUAUCUGUUUUAUACACAUGAUACUCUUUUAUGUUAGUGUCUGUUUUAUGUUGAAUAAAAGCACAUUUUGUUCAUAUUCCAUUACGCAUUAAAUAUAUAUUUCUUCAGAAGUGCCAGACAUUUGAUGGGCUGUGUGAACAUAUCAACACAUCUUAUUGAAGGGUGAUUUUUAAAACAUUUGUUAAUGUAGUUAGACUGACUAUCAGUGGCAGAUACAUUGGUUUAUCUUUUCUAUUGAUGAAUUAUAGGUGAUUGAUUUUUGUAAUGAAUCUAAAAGCAAGUACUCUGUAAUGUCAGCAGUGAGAAACAUCCAGCUUUUGUUCCAAGAGAUCGAUUCAGACCACAUUGACAUAAGGGUAUGAAAGAUACCCAAAUCAUCAAGAGAACCUGACAUUGUGAUGAGCAUAUCUGAAAAUAUCAUAGCUUGUGCAGGUAUUACAGUUUACAGUAUAUUUAUUUUUUACCAUUGAACUGAAUUAUCAGAAAUCAGCAGAUUAUUGAAAAAUCAUCUCUUCAUAUACCAUUGAAUUAUCAGAAAUUAGCAGAUUACUGAAAAAUUAUCUCUUUAUUCAAGGAAGAUUUUGGGGAAGUAUUGUAUUACUGUCUUGCAAUUGUUCUUAAAUCAUAAGUUUCUGCUAUACUUGUGAAACACAGUUGGUAUUUAAUAGGAAACCAGUAUAAAAUUUAAUUGUAUGGAUAUAUCAAUCAGAUUGAGUAUCAUUACAUAAACCUGUUCAUCUUAAUACAUAGACAGUACAAACUUACAAUAUAACAUACAGGUUUUAUAUCUAUACUUUGUUCCUACUGGCUUAACAGUCUUGUACAAUCUUUUAGAUGAUGACAUCAUCCUAACGUUAAAGAUGUCAUUACCCUUAAGAUGGAAGUCAAGUAGAAACAUCAAUUUGUUUCCAGUGUCAACAUAGAAAUCAGGGAUCUCUCAGACUUGUUCAAGUUAUAAACUGAAAUAUUUCAUACAAGGUGGCUCAUUUUUCAGUAUGUUCAAUAUAUAAUUUAUUCGUAGAAGUCUAGAAAUAAUUCUCAGGAUUUGAAUGACUUAAUUACAGGUAUUUUUUACACAUACAUUAUACUUGUGAUAUCAAACGGUUCCCUGUUGAUUUAAGUGACUUUACAUGUUUUAGUGAGGAUUGUAUAGAUUUGUAAACCACUAAAAUAUGUACAGAGGGACCAAAUUGUACUAUAAAUUAUAUCAAAUUGUCCAUUACAACAUUAAUUUAAUUUGGCUAGAAUUACAGAGCAUGCUCAUCCAAUUCUUUAUUUCUCAUAUUCCACAUCAGUAAAUGGGGAUGGGUAAUUGAUAUAACAUGGUCUCUUGUCAACUUCAUCAAGAUCUCCCAUUCCACAGGAAAGGAAGCAAAAUGAAAGAUUAAAAUUAGAAUGAACUCCUGUCUAAUUAACAACUAGGUAGUCUAUUUAUUUAAAAUAUGUAAUGUCAGGUCACAUAAAAGAAAACUUUGUACCAAAGAAAUAGAAAAUAAAACCUAUACAAUUUUA
This is a messenger RNA of Ylistrum balloti, 7645 nucleotides long. RefSeq names its product trichohyalin-like. The transcript is spliced from 19 exons. The record is from RefSeq and is a predicted model, not a curated record. Gene Ontology annotation, biological process: cilium assembly. Gene Ontology annotation, molecular function: microtubule binding. The coding region runs from base 23 to 4117 and encodes 1364 amino acids. NCBI's taxonomy places the organism in Eukaryota, Metazoa, Mollusca, Bivalvia, Pectinida, Pectinidae. Gene Ontology annotation, cellular component: cilium; microtubule.